GCUGGAGUGACAUGCUGCAUAUGUCGUUGUUGGAAUCGAGUUCCAGGGGAGGAGGAGGCCGCAAGGAAAGAGAAGAAAAUGGCAACUCAUGCGGCGGAAGAUGACCAGGAGAAGCAGCCUCUCAUAAAAUAUGAGGAAUCAUCGGUCGACGAUCCACCGAACUUGAUUCAGAAGGCCUACCGCAGCACCGCCGACCUCGCCAACCACCUCCCGACGGGGACGGCGCUCGCCUUCCAAGUCCUCUCCCCCGUCUUGACCAACCAGGGCCGCUGCACCGACGCAAACCGGGUCAUGGCGAGUUGCCUCCUGGCUCUCUGCGCCCUCUCGUGCUGGCUCCUCAGCUUCACCGACAGCUUCCGCGACGAAGCCACAGGGCGGGUCCGCUACGGCCUCGCCACGCUCAAGGGCUUAUGGGUCAUCGACGGCCUGAAACCGCUGCCGCCGGAGCUGGCCGCGGGCUACCGACUCCGCUUGGUGGACUUGCUGCAUGCCUUCACCUCGCUGCUGGUGUUCGCGGCGGUGGCGUUGCUCGACAAGAACGUGGCGUCGUGCUUCUACCCGACGCCGUCCGAGGACACGCGGCAGGUCCUGUCGGCUCUACCCGUCGGGAUCGGAGUUAUCGGAAGCACAUUGCUUGUUGCUUUCCCCACCAGCCGCCAUGGAAUUGGAUUUCCGCUCUCUCCCGAUACAUGAUAUCUUGCUCGACUGCGUCUUUCGCUUGUUUGUCGGAGAACACCUGAGCAUGCGUUCCAUGUCUGUAACGAUUGCACACUCGAGGAAAAGAAUAAUCUCAAUUACAAUGUUGCUUUCAAAUAAGACGUCGAACUUAACCUUACA
Musa acuminata subsp. malaccensis (wild Malaysian banana) is the source of this 837-nucleotide messenger RNA. RefSeq names its product protein DMP4. The record is from RefSeq and is a predicted model, not a curated record. Gene Ontology annotation, biological process: endomembrane system organization. NCBI's taxonomy places the organism in Eukaryota, Viridiplantae, Streptophyta, Magnoliopsida, Zingiberales, Musaceae.